CAUACGUGACCCUAUACACAUAUCUAUCCCCUUACAUAUUCCUCUAGCUAAUCAACGUCUUUCCCCAGACACUCCUCUGUAUCUAACCAGUCACUCAAAUUAUCUAGCUUUAUCUCCAGACUUACCUUUCCUCCAUCUUUCCCUGUACCCCUUAUAUAGCUAGUCGCAGACAUCUCUCUCCUCUGUCCCCCUCCUGAUCCUCAGACAGAUUUGCCACCCUGGCUAGAGCGAUGAAGUUUUAUAAAAAGCCCAAAUCCCUUCCUUUUCCAGGAGCAGAUUUAACUGGCUUGCAAGAAUCAUCUCACCCCGGCCCUAGCCUCCAAGUCCUGGGCCUGCCUCUCUCUUCCUGGCUGCAGAGUGAAUCUGAUUUGAUGGUGCCAUUUUCCAAUGAACCCACCCCAGCUGUGUGAGUGUGAAUCUAGCGGAAAUCCCUGCCUUCCCAUGCCCGGAUACUGCCUGCAAAAGCUUUUCCCACUCUGAGCAGAGAGAGAAGCAGGGGAGGAAAUAUGCAGCGGGGGAAGCCAGACGGAUUUUGCACAGCUGCAGACAUGUCUCUCCGUCUUCUCUCCUAGCUGCUGGGGGGGUGCGGAUGGUUUGGCAUUGGGGGCUUGAGUUGCUCAGUUCAGGGACUAAAAAUCCUGGUUUUUUUUUGUCCCCCCCCACCUUCCCCUUCUGGCUGUGGGAGUUGGUCAGUUUCGCAAGAGGAAAUCGACUAAAGGCACAGACCCAGCCAGCAUGUGGGCCCGACGCCUUACUCCCGGGCCGCGUCUCUAGCAGGGCCAGGGGGCCCCCCCGCCGGUGCAGCCAUGCCGCCGCGGCCGUCAUCCGGGGAGCUGUGGGGGCUGCAUCUCAUGCCCCCCCGGAUCAUGGUGGAUUGCUGCCUCCCCAACGGCAUGCUGGUCACCCUGGAGUGCCUGCGCGAGGCCGCGCUGCUGGGCAUCAAACACGAGCUCUUCCGAGAGGCCCGGAAAUACCCCCUCUUCCACCUGCUGCAGGACGAAUCCUCCUACAUCUUCGUGGGGGUGACCCAGGAGGCCGAGCGGGAGGAGUUCUUCGACGAGUCCCGGCGGCUGUGUGACCUGCGGCUCUUCCAGCCCAUCCUCAAGGUCAUCGAGCCGGUCGGCAACCGGGAGGAGAAAAUCCUCAACCGGGAGAUUGGCUUCGCCAUCGGGAUGCCCAUCUGCGAGUUUGAGCUGGUGAAGGACCCCGAGGUGCAAGAUUUCCGCCGCUCCAUCCUGGCCGUGUGCCGCGAGGCCGUGGAGACGCGGGAGGCCGGCGGGCCCCACAGCCAGGCCCUCUACGUCUACCCCCCCAACGUGGAGUCCAGCCCUGAGCUGCCCAAACACGUCUACAGCAAGCUGGACAAGGGCCGGCUGAUGGUGGCCGUGUGGGUGAUCGUCUCGCCCCACCUGGACAAGCAGAAAUACACCCUGGCGGCCCCGCACGACGCGCUGCCCGGCCAGGUGAUCGCCGACGCCAUCCGCAAACGCAGCCGCAGCCUGCACCUGGCGCCCGAGCAGCUGCAGCGCUGCCUGCAGGAGUACCAGGGCCAGUACCUCCUCAAGGUGUGCGGCGCCGACGAGUACCUGCUGCAGGAGUGCCCGCUCAGCCAGUACAAGUACAUGAGGAACUGCAUCGCCGUGGGGCGCCUGCCCCACCUCAUGCUCAUGUCCAAGGAGAGUCUGUACAGCCAGCUGCCGGCCAACGUCUUCCUGCUGCCCUCCUACGCCCGCCGGGCCGGCCCCGGCGCCCACACCAACGGGGACCUGCCCGCCACCUCCCUCUGGUCCGUCCCCAGCUUGCUGAGCAUCCGCGUGCUGUGUGCGACCUACGUCAACGUCAACGUCCGCGACAUCGACAAGAUCUACGUCCGGACGGGGAUUUACCACGGCGGGGAGCCCCUCUGCGACAACGUCAACACCCAGCGUGUUCCCUGCUCCAACCCCAGGUGGAACGAAUGGCUCUCGUACGACAUCUACCUCGCCGACCUGCCCCGUGCCGCCCGCCUCUGCCUCUCCAUCUGCUCCGUCAAGGGCCGCAAGGGGGCGAAAGAGGAACACUGCCCCCUGGCGUGGGGGAACGUCAAUCUCUUUGAUUACAAAGAUACCUUGGUGGCUGGGAAGAUGGCGCUGAACCUGUGGCCGGUGCCCCACGGCCUGGAGGACUUACUGAACCCCAUUGGUGUGGGGGGCUCGAACCCCAACAAGGAGACCCCCUGCCUGGAGCUCGAGUUUACCUGGUUCAGCCACGCGGUGAAGUUCGCCGACGAGGCGCAGAUCGAGGAUCACGCGAACCGGAGCAUGUCGCGGGAGCUGGGCCUCAACUGCUGCCUCACGGGGCUGAGCAACCGCCUGGCCCGGGACAGCAGCCUGCUGGAGAACGAACUGGAGCAACUCCGCAGCAUCUGCCACCGCGACCCCCUGUCGGAGAUCACCGAGCAGGAGAAAGACUUCCUCUGGAGGCACCGCCAUUACUGCGUGAACAUCCCAGAGACGCUGCCCAAGCUGCUGCUGUCCGUCAAGUGGAAUUCGCGGGACGAGGUGGCUCAGAUGUACUGCCUGCUGCGGGAAUGGCCCCUCAUCGCGCCGGAGCUGGCCAUGGAGCUGCUGGACUGCAACUUCCCCGACCCCCGGGUGCGGGAGUUCGCCCUCCAGUGCCUGGCCCAGGGGCUGACGGACGACAAGCUGAGCCAGUACCUCAUCCAGCUGGUGCAGGUUCUGAAGUACGAGCAAUACCUGGACAACCCGCUGGCCCGGUUCCUGCUCCGCAAGGCUCUGACCAACCAGCGCAUCGGCCACUUCUACUUCUGGCACCUCAAGUCGGAGAUGCACAGCAGGACGGUGAGCCGGCGCUUCGGGCUGAUGCUGGAGGCGUUCUGCCGGGGCUGCGGGAUGUACCUGAAACACCUCAACCGGCAGGUGGAGGCGAUGGAGAAACUCAUCAACCUGACGGACACCCUGCGGCAGGAGAAGAGAGACGAGACCCCGAAGAUGCAGAUGAAGUUCCUGGUGGAGCAGAUGAGACGCCCAGAUUACAUGGAAGCUCUGCAGGGCUUCGUCUGCCCCCUGAACCCCGUCCACCAGCUGGGCAACGUCCGGCUGGACGAAUGCAGGAUCAUGUCAUCGGCCAAGCGGCCGCUCUGGCUGAACUGGGAGAAUCCGGACAUCAUGUCGGAGCUGCUCUUCACCAACCACGAGAUCAUCUUCAAGAAUGGGGAUGACCUCCGGCAGGACAUGCUGACGCUGCAGAUCAUCCGGAUCAUGGAGAAUAUGUGGCAGAACCAAGGACUGGACCUUCGGAUGCUGCCCUACGGCUGCCUGUCCAUCGGGGACUGCGUGGGGCUGAUCGAGGUGGUGAAGAGCUCCCACACCAUCAUGCAGAUCCAGUGCAAGGGCGGCCUGAAGGGGGCGCUGCAGUUUAACAGCCACGCCCUGCACCACUGGCUGAAGGACAAGAACAAGGGGGACAGUUACGACGCGGCCAUCGACCUCUUCACCCGCUCGUGCGCCGGGUACUGCGUGGCCACCUUCGUUCUGGGCAUCGGCGACCGUCACAACAGCAACAUCAUGGUGAAGGACGACGGGCAGCUCUUCCACAUCGACUUCGGCCACUUCCUGGACCACAAGAAGAAGAAGUUCGGCUACAAGCGGGAGCGGGUUCCCUUCGUCCUCACCCAGGACUUCCUCCUCGUCAUCAGCAAAGGGGUGCCGGAGUGCACCAAGACCAAGGAGUUCGAGAGGUUCCAGGAGAUGUGCUACACAGCCUACCUGGCCAUCCGGCACCACGCCAACCUGCUGAUCAGCCUGUUCUCGCUGAUGCUGAGCUCGGGGCUGCCGGAGCUGCAGUCCUUUGACGACAUCGCCUACCUGCGCAAGACGCUGGCGCUCGACAAGUCGGAGCCGGAGGCGCUCGAGUACUUCACCAAGCAGAUGAACGAAGCCCACCACGGCGGCUGGACCACCAAGAUGGACUGGAUCUUCCACACCAUCCGCCACAUGCCCCUCAGCGAGGCCGGGCACGACUGAGGGGCCCCGCCCCCCCGCUCGGGGCCCCGCCCCCUCUGCUCGGGGCCCCGCCCUUCCUGGGGGCUCAUGUCCGACCCGCCACCCGACCCUCGCUUCUUGGGCGUGUGGCUGAGGCCGGGGCCAUGCUGGAGGGGGAUGGGCCGUGAGCGACACGGGACGACGGGGGGCAGGGUGUCUCCCCCUUGGAGGGGGGGGUGUCCCAGGAGCACAGGCCCCGCCCUCCUUGCCUGGGCUCUGUUGCUCCUCCCCCGGGGGGAGGACCCAUCAGCCCCUCCCAUCCUUGGGCGGGGUGGGCGUAGAGACUCAUGCCUGCGAGGGGCAGAGGGUGUGGCCAAGCACUUAAGCCCCGCCCCCUUGGGCGGGGCCUGAGGUGAGUCCCACCCCUUCUGGGUGUGCCCAGGGGAAGGGGGCCUUCCAGCUCCAUCCUUUUCACAGGAGGAAGUGAGGGGUGGGGUCAAAUCCAUUGUGCCCCUCCCCUCAGGGGGGAGGGCAGAAGCCGGAGAGCCUUAAGCCCCUCCCCCUGUGGGGCGGGGACUGCACUGAGGGGGCGGGGCAAAGAGGGGGUGGACCGUCCCCCGGAGAUUCCUGCUGGUUGCGGGGGCUGGAGGGGAGUCCUGCCCCCUUGACCUCUGACCCCCUUGGUCAUAAGGGGGGGCAGUCAAAGGGGCAACAGCUUGGGUCCCCCUCCCCCGAAAUCCUCCAAUGCACCUGAGCACCCAGACCCCGCCCCCUCUGAUACUUGAAUCCUGCCCCCCCCCCCCCCCAAUCUGCCGGGGGUGGGGCAGAUACUUGAAAUUUUUGCCUGGAGAAUUUUUUUGUUCUUGUUGCAAAAAUACAAUUUUUUAAAAAGCCC
Messenger RNA from Chelonia mydas (Green sea turtle), 4878 nucleotides. RefSeq names its product phosphatidylinositol 4,5-bisphosphate 3-kinase catalytic subunit alpha isoform. The transcript is spliced from 22 exons. The record is from RefSeq and is a predicted model, not a curated record. Bases 807 to 4025 code for a protein of 1072 amino acids. NCBI's taxonomy places the organism in Eukaryota, Metazoa, Chordata, Testudines, Cheloniidae. Gene Ontology annotation, biological process: phosphatidylinositol-3-phosphate biosynthetic process; cell migration; phosphatidylinositol 3-kinase/protein kinase B signal transduction. Gene Ontology annotation, molecular function: 1-phosphatidylinositol-4-phosphate 3-kinase activity; 1-phosphatidylinositol-3-kinase activity. Gene Ontology annotation, cellular component: cytoplasm; phosphatidylinositol 3-kinase complex, class IA; plasma membrane.